AUGGUUGUCGCAAAACACCGAUGCCGAAGCCCUUCGGAUCACUCCAUCCGUCAUACCAUCGACCAUACUACCACAACACCCCAGUCGAAUCCUCCACUAACGGAUCCCACCGCACCACCACUGCAUCCUCUGUGCCAGAUCGAACCUCUCAGCCACACAACAACACUUCCUCUUCUGUUACGCCAACCUCCAUCGUCAAAAUCACACACCACCAUCACCGGUUCUGCACAUCAACUCCUCGAGACCACUAGAUCCGUCCCAACCUCCAUGCAAAUUGCAACCAAACACCACGCUUAUCCUGCCAACCUGGAGUUACCACCAACCUUCUUCCAUAGAUCGGAGACGUCAUCCACUUCCAGGUGUUAG
Molecule: messenger RNA, 366 nt
Organism: Vicia faba (fava bean)
Lineage: Eukaryota; Viridiplantae; Streptophyta; Magnoliopsida; Fabales; Fabaceae
Source: the annotation of a GenBank genome assembly